AUGGACAAGGGAAGAGAGAGAAUGGCCGCUGCCGCCGCCGCCGCCGCUGCUGCCGCCGCCGCCGCACAGUGCCGGAGCCCUCGGUGCGCGGCGGAGAGGAGAGGAUUCCGGCGCGAACUCGACUCCUGGCGCCACCGCCUCAUGCACUGUGUAGGUUUUGAGAGUAUUUUAGAAGGGCUUUAUGGACCACGGCUACGAAGAGACCUCAGUUUAUUUGAAGACUGUGAACCAGAGGAGCUGACUGACUGGUCUAUGGAUGAAAAAUGUUCAUUUUGUAACCUACAGAGAGAAGCAGUCAGUGAUUGUGUACCAUCUCUUGAUUCUUCACAGUCAACGCCAACAGAGGAGCUAUCAUCUCAGGGCCAGUCCAACACUGAUAAGAUUGAAUGCCAAGCUGAAAGUUACUUAAAUGCACUCUUUCGAAAGAAAGAUCUUCCUCAGAACUGUGAUCCUAACAUUCCCCUAGUUGCUCAGGAAUUAAUGAAAAAGAUGAUACGUCAGUUUGCAAUUGAGUACAUUUCAAAAAGUGGUAAAAUUCAAGAAAAUAGAAAUGGUUCAAUUGGACCAAGUCUCAUAUGUAAAAGUAUCCAAAUGAAUCAAGCAGAAAACUCUCUUCAGGAAGAGCAGGAAGGCCCCUUAGACCUCACUGUGAAUCGAAUGCAAGAACAAAAUACUCAGCAAGGGGAUGGAGUGUUAGAUCUCUCGACAAAGAAAACCAGCAUAAAAUCUGAAGAGUCAUCCAUUUUUGAUCCUCCUUCUGAAAAUUCAGUGACUGGUUCAACUGUUGAUGCAAAAUCAGAGGAAGCUACUAAAAUGGAAAAAGGACAAUCAGCUUUAAGCAAAGUUUUGGAAUCUUUGUGCAUACAUCACCAGCAACAAGUUUUGGCUAUGUUGAAAUUUCUAGUUCAAGAGCAGAAUGCUGCUUCUCUUUGCUGUUGUAAUUCUUCACAUGCUGUGUCCACAGACUUUCAAAAGACCAAAUUUGAAGAUGAAUUACGUGGUCCAUUCUGUAGUUGUGAAUAUAGACUGGCAGAAAGAGGGUAUUUACAGAAUGAAAGACAAAGCCUUGGUUUAGUUACUCUGCCAGUUUGUAUUAAAGAAUUACAUUGUUUAUCUUGCCAAACAGUAACUGUUGAACACAUUAAGACAGUAAUGAAUAGCGGAAUUGAAAACAGUUAUAACUCAAACAGGUGCCGUUCUGGACGGUUAGCAAACAUUCACUCUACAAAAUCAGUCUUUCAUAGUCCUCUUUUGUCAAGGGAAGAGUGUGAUCUUCCAGAGAGUCGUAAAAAUGCUUGUGGAUCUCGAAGUCCAUCACCCCCACCAUUAUCACCUGUACACACUGAAGGAUUUGAAAAAUUGAAAGACAUCAUAUCAGAGUUUUCAGUCUUAGAAAACAACAGACUAGAAACAAGUACUAAUCAGCCUCCAUCUCUAACACCAGCAGAAGUAAGUGUCAACAGGGGGGAUCAUGACAGGAAAAUACAGACAGUGAAGAAGGCCGGUACCUCUGAUUCUGUACUCUUGGAUGCCAGCGGCAGUUGCAGUGAAAAUCAUGAGAAAGCUGAAACUGCUGUCAUUUUUCAAGAUUUAAUGGAUCGUAUCAAUGAAAAAUUAAAAUCAAUAGAAACCACAGAUAUGACAAACUUUAUAAAAUUAUCUAGCAAUGAUUGUAAUUCAGAUAAUGAUUUUCAUUUAGGAGAUUUAAUAACAUCUCUCUUGCACAAUGCAAAGGCUAGUGAUUAUAGUUUUAUGGAAUUACUGAAUCAGCACGAUAAAAAGGUAGAAAAUAAAAUUAUUCAGACAAGAUUUCGAAAACGUCAACAAACCUUAUUUGCAUUGAACAGUUCUCCUGAUUCCCCCAUAAUUAGAAGGCAAUCUUUACAGAUAAAAAGAGAACUUGCUAGCCUUGAUGAAAAUUUUCUAAGAAAAAAGUCGGCUGAAAAAAAUCCAAGGAAAUUGGCACGCAAUUCAUUAGAAAAAGAAUUCCACCAUUGCCAAGAAUCCCUAAACAAUUCUAGAAGCUUUAGAGAUAAAAAUCAUGCUGGAACACGGUUUUCAACGAAUCACGUGGCACAAUCAUUACAGGUACCACAUCAUAGUUUAGAAACUAAUGUGGCUUCUGAUCAGUUUUUAGAAAACUUUAAAGCAACUUCAUCUGAAAAAAUGAACCUAAGGAAAUCACAGGAGAUACCUGCAGCUGAAAAAAACACUUCUCAAGAUAAUAGGAAGAAUCUCAAACUGGAGAAUACUCAAACUUCUUUAAGAAAUACUGUCCCUGAACUUCUGUGCAAAACUAAACGAAAUAUUAUGCCUCCAGGGUGGUGUUCUAUAUAUGUAACAAAUAAUUAUGUUUUCAAAAAAUACCCUGAGAGCAACAGAGUAUUAGACUCCACACACAGAAAAGAGUUAAUGAAACAUAUUCCAGUUGAAAGUUCACAAAAUGUAGACCUAAACAAAAUUGCAAUGAAUUCUAAUUUACAAGUUGUUGUGGAGCGUUUGGAAGACACAAUAAAUAUGACUCAAAGGUCUUGGAAUAAUCAGCCAAUGUCAGAAGGAUAUAAAACAUACAAAAAAUUGGUAGAAACUGAGGAUAAAGACCAAAAUACUGGGAGAAAUUUGACUCUUACGUUAAGUAGAAUGGCAUACACAGAACAGGGUUUAUCAAAAUCUGUGGUAGUAUCAAGCAAUAUUCUCAAAAAUCAUGGAAUGCCUAUUAUGGAUAUGAGUAACGAGAGACUUGAUAAUCCAAAAAAGGCACCUCUUCUGGAGAAAGAUAAUUUGACACCCAGUGUGGAAAGUGCACCAACAAGACAUGAAAGUAUUGAAAGCUUUCCUUGUUCUAACUACUCUAGUCCUAUAAAGCUCAUGUUUUUAUCUGAGAUUAAGACCAGUGAAGGAGUAAAAUACACUUUAACUUCAGUUGGCACUUCACAAGUGAAGGCUGGUGUUCCUUCCAAAAAACAUACAACCCAGCAGGUAGUUGGAAGGAAAACGGAAACAAAUGAUGGCAUGCCAAAUGCUAACUUUGAAAAUUGUACUUCUAAUGGGUAUGAUGCUGGCUAUCUUGAAAGAGAAUUAAGCAGACUUAAUUGUGUGAAAGAAGUUAGAGAGUCCCCUGUGGUAUUUACAGGUGGUUUAGCUUGUGAUAAACCACAAGAAGACUGCAAUGAGGAGUCAAGCAGUGCUGCCCAGUCAGCUUUUAAAAGGAAACCAGGCAGACCUAAAAAAAUAGGUCCCCAGGUUGUGAAACAGAUUAAACGGCCAAUUGGAAGACCACCAAAGCCUAAAAUUGGUCAAAUGGAUGCCACCAUAUGCCAAAAUAAGUCAUUUAGUGCUGGCAUGAAAAGCCCAGAAUCUCUCAUAUCAGAAAUAAAAGAAGGUGUUUAUAAAAACAGCAUUACAGUCACUGUUAUUUAUGGAAGGUCAAGAAGAAUCAAAAGGCAUGUUUCUGAAGGAAGUAUAAGCAUCAACAAUAUGAUGCUAUCCAGCAGUAAUGUUGACUAUUGUUCAGCCAACUCUAACAGUCUCAGAAAUAUUAGAGAACAUGAAGUUGACUCAGGUGAGAGUAUAUGUGCCCUGUCAAGAUUGAGUAGUGAAAGUGAGGUCUUAAGGUCUGGCUUUGACUAUAUCAGACCUAUCAAAAGCAAGUCUCUGAUACCUCAGCCUUCCAAGAACAUCAUAAGACCAAAUCAGAAGCCUUUGGCAAUAGUUCGGAAGCCAGGUAGACCUGCCAAAGUGAAAAUCUCUGGCAUAUCUGUGACUUUUAGUAGAAUUGCACCUCAGGAAAGAGAAGUAAGUAUUAGCAGCUGCUUACCCCCUUUAGAACAGGAGGCUUUGUUAGAGAAGAUUCUGCCAGAAGAAAAGUUGGAGCAGCAGUGCAAUGAGAUUGAUAAGACAAAACACACUGAAGUUGGUAUAAUUAAAAAUGAACCAGAAAGUAUGGCUUCUAUACCUCUGAGACAUUCUGUUAGGGACAGAAAGUCGUCUCUGCAUUCCUUACAGUCAUUGACUGCUUCUAGCUCACUUAUUUAUAGAAAUACUUUGCUUCAUAAAUCAUGUAAGCUGCAUUUACAUAAAGGCAAAAGUCUAAAGAAAAAACAUAGGCAGUCAAGCUUAAAAAUAGCUUCCAAAAGUAUGCCAGGAUCUAGACCUGCAAAAAGGUGCUUGGAAGAUAACAGAUUAAUGCCCAUUUCUGAAGUAUCUUUAGAUCCUGUAAUUUCAUCAAAUCCUUUGCUCAGGUGGUGGGCUACUUCUACUUCAAAUGAUUCCUUACUAGAAGAAUUAAACAAUAGAUUCGAGCAAAUAACAAAUGCUUGGGUGCAUGUGAGUGGAGAUGAAGCUGAAAAUUUUGUUCGUAAAACAGAAUAUAUUGAAAAUGAUAAUUUCAAGAUAGCCAACCCUUUGGACACUUGUUUUUUUAAACUUGAAGUUUCUCCUGUAAAAAUGCUUUUUCAGAAAAAAUAUGAUUUAAAUGAACUCUGUUCCUGGUUUAUGCAAACAACAGAAACACAGUCUCUCUCACUUGUUAGAAAAGCAAAUGCCCGAAACCCUUUGGAAGUAAUAAAUACCAAGGGAAUUAAGUUAGGGAUGAAAUACUGUGAUUUUAAUACCAGCCCCUUCAGGAAGCACUUUAAAAAAUUUGCACUCUCCUCUCCUUCUAAAUCAGCGAAGUUGCGUAUAUUACAUAAAAUGGUUAGAUCACCACUUUUAAAUGUGAAAAGUAACUUAACACGAGCUAGAUUGAAAAGAACUGAGUAUAAGAGAUCACACCUGGAAAAAUGGAGAAAAGAGGGAAGGCCACACCAUCAAGUUGACUGGAACUCUAAAAGAAGGAACCUAAGAUUUUUCUGUCAGAAUCAAUUUUUGAGUAAGACUGAGGGGGGAGCAAAUGCUGACAUUCUAACUCAUGGUGAAAGCUCAGUAGAUAAUCAGUGUGUUUUGUCACCUGAAAUCAAGGACCAGUUUAUGCAAGAGAAAUUUGAAUUACCUGAUUUCAAAACACAAACUAGUUUAGAGAAUAAAUUCCAGUCAGAAACAAAGGAGAAUGGAACAAAUCAGAACCAAAAAGAUUUUGAAACCAGACCGAGACUAGAAAAUGUAUGUCCUAAUAAUUGGGGGUCAAAAACAUUAAAAGACUGCAGAAUAUUUUUGAGGAAGAUCAACUGUCUUGAACACAGAAAUACUUUUAAACUAAAUACAAUCAUUUACUCUCCUGAAUCAGUGGAUAGUGGAAGUAGUAAUCAUCAGAUACAUCUAGAAGAAUCCAAGCGUUUUACUUUAAGAUCCCAUUCUGCUAGGCAAAAUUCUUUUAAAAAGCUAAGUCAAGAAAGAGAAACUGCUAAAGCAAAUAGUCCUUCAAGUGAUAAAUUAACUGAUGAACUUGGCAAUAGUAAACUAAAUAAUUUUAACUUUGACAAGAAUACAGAUAAUUCUGAAGUUCUUAGCAAAUUGAAAAGAAAAACACCACCAUGGAAGACCACCGAAAUGUCAACAAAAAGACAUAAAAGACAGUCUUGCAACAGUGGACAAAUGGCAAAUUAUUUUUCAAAAUACCAACUAGCAUGCUACAAAUGAAAACUGACGAGAAACUGAAUUUGUCUGAUGGGAAUACAGCAACUCGCCCUUUAAGCCCUGUUAAGAUGUGCCUUAAUCAUCCUAUUGAAUGGAAUCUGAAUUUAACAGCAACAUCUCUAGUGAGCUGUACAGUUCAUAAC
Molecule: messenger RNA, 5717 nt
Organism: Jaculus jaculus (lesser Egyptian jerboa)
Lineage: Eukaryota; Metazoa; Chordata; Mammalia; Rodentia; Dipodidae
Gene: Lcorl
Product: ligand dependent nuclear receptor corepressor like
Exons: 8
Coding region: 1-5577 (1858 amino acids)
Biological process (GO): regulation of transcription by RNA polymerase II
Cellular component (GO): nucleus
Molecular function (GO): DNA binding
Source: RefSeq, a predicted model, not a curated record